UUGUUAUGGGUAUACAGGUGUUUUUGUUGAUGGGUAUACAGACUGUCAGUCAGUCAAUCAGAUGAGAGAUAAUCGCACAUAUGAGGUUUGGCACAUCGUCUGCGCACCAGUUUCCCCCAAUAAAUAAUACUGGAAUUGGAAGCGAGUUGGGCCAUGACCCUCCAAUCACAGGUAUGUAAGGGGAGAAGAGAGAGAGGGGGAGGGAGGGAGAGAACCUCCGUGAGUUGAGCCGUGUUGGAGAGACGCACAGUAAUCCCGUGGAGUGGAGAGAGAGACAGGUCCCGCACCGGCCGGCUCGGAUAUUAGAGCUUUAUUCUUCUCCCCACGCUGCCGGGGGUGGCUGAGUAAGUGGGCGCACUGCCUGGAUGUCACGCAAAAACUAGUUCCACUGAUUUCUUUGAGGCUGACUGGUCGGCUGUUUUUUGGGGGGAGGGGGUGGGUGCCCAAUGCGCUCCGAGCGCACAGCCUGAAGGAGGAGGAGAGCAGCAGAGCGCACCGACAGACUCUCCAGGAGUUACCAGCGUGUUAACGGAGACAGAGUAUGACGGGAUGUGAGCUGAACUUGUGGUAGAAUGGCACCGCAUCUCACAUGGAUCUCUGAGGGAUGGCAGCUUUUCACCACCAUCACCACCACCACCAUCCGAGCGCGGACCUGCGGCGGCUCUUCCACCGGCUCACCGUCGCCUCCUCUCUGAGCAUCCUCUGCUUCUCCCUGGUCUAUCUCCUCACCGGAUGCUGCGAGUCGGAGCUGACAGAAAACUCUGAGAUCAAGACACCGACGCGCGAGUUCCUGGUGUCGGGGUCAGGAUGGCCGUACGAGAGGAACGGAACCGGCGCCGCUCAGGACGGUAUGUCCGCUGCAGGCGAGGGCGCAUUCAGCGGUCAUCCCGGGCUGGAGGCGAACAGCUCGGGAAAAGAGUGGACCGCCACUCGGAGGUUACCCCAGGCUCUGAUCAUAGGGGUUAAAAAGGGAGGCACCAGGGCUCUGCUGGAGUUUCUGCGGCUCCACCCGGACAUCCGCGCCCUGGGGUCUGAGCCACACUUCUUCGACCGGCAUUACGCACGGGGACUGGACUGGUACAGAAGUAUGAUGCCUAAAGCCCUGGAUGGCCAGAUUGUUAUGGAGAAGACGCCUCGUUACUUUGUCACCGUGGAAACGCCAGAACGAGUCCACGCCAUGUCGCAGGAUGUAAAGCUGAUUGUGGUCGUCCGAGACCCCGUGACUCGAGCCAUAUCUGACUACACGCAGAUCAUCUCCAAGACCCCCGACAUCCCUCCAUUUGAGAGCCUCGCCUUCAAAAACCGCACCACAGGUCAGAUUGAUUCUCUGUGGAGCCCACUGUGGAUCGGCCUGUACGCCCAGCACCUGGAGCGUUGGCUGACCUGGUUCCCCAGGUCCCAGAUCCAUCUGGUCAGCGGGGAGAGACUCAUCUCCGACCCAGCCGGUGAACUGGGCAAAGUCCAGGACUUUCUUGGCCUCCAGAGGAUCGUUACAGACAAGCACUUCUACUUCAACAAGACGAAGGGCUUCCCCUGCCUAAAGAAGCCAGAGGGCAGCAGUAAACCUCACUGUCUGGGGAAGACAAAAGGGAGGACGCAUGCCUCCAUCGACCCAGAGGUGAUGCAGAGGCUGAGGGAUUUCUACAAGCCACAUAACCAGCGCUUCUAUCAGAUGGCAGGGCAGGACUUUGGAUGGCAGUGACCCUCUGAUUGUGUGUUUGUUAGAAUUACACUGCUUUGGGUAGAAGCCUGUGCAAAUCUUCCAUCUGACUGAAACAGAUGCAAGGACUCAGUUUGAAAAAACUCCAGAGAACACAGCCAAUUAUCUGCUUCUGACCAGCAGAGCUGCAUCUCAGAGACUUGGUAAUAAAAACCCAGUGUCAAUACGUUCACCUCUACCAAUCAUUUUUCUUGUCCAAGUGUUUGAGCGUCAUUUUAUAUAUCAUAGAUGUUGAGUAAAGGAGGCGAUUGCACUAACAGUUUGUGGUAUGUAAAAAGGGAGUCCUCUCACAGCUUUCUUGUUUGGUAGGACACUUAUUCCUACCCUAGGUGGUUAAAUAAAGCAUCUAUGUGCAAGUUGGUCUUAAGACUGUGGUUGCUAUAGGUUACGGCUGUAUAAAGUUGAUUGGUGAAAUACACAGUGUAGCUUUUAGUGUCUCUGGUUUGCAGUUUAAUCCUGUAGUUGGUAGGCUGUAGUGGCACGAACCCAGAACAGACCAUGCAUUUUCACGUUCUCAAAUUUCCAUAACUUUCUUCUUCUACCUGUUUGUUCUUCAGUCUCACUGGUUAAGAAUUUAAGGGCAAUCAAUGCAUACAUAUUGAGUAUCGUCCUCCAAGCAUUGUUCCCGAAAAAGGGGGGAUGAAUCUUUUAUGUGGCGAGUGGCAGAGGGGUGAGCGAGAGAAUCUUUAUAUGAGCUCAGAUUUGACUGAGUGGUUUUGUAUUCUUGAAUAAUGAAUGUGGAUAAAUGGAUGUAGGGGAACUGGUGUGGAUCACUUGCCUUUUCGCACAUUUCUGUGCCUAGGCCGAGGUUAGCAUCCCGACUGCAAAACCGCCCUACUGUACCUUGAGUGAAGUAAAGGGACCACUGGAGGACAACCAAAACAAGAGCAGGUCAAAUCAAUGAGACAGGGUCAACCUGUCAUUGGCCAUUUCUCUGGAUGUGAUGUUUGAAGCUUUCAGGCUUUCUUGUGUUACUGUGAGGGCCUACUUACAGGGUUGUCUGUUUUCAGUUUGCAUGUAUUUGCACUAGUUUGAAAGCAUAAAAAAUAAAAAGUAUUUUUAAACAUUAAGCAUUCUUUCUCACAGCUUCUUUUCAUCAUUGUUUACUACAAAACGCUAAUAUUGUACGGUUUUAUUUUGUGUAUGGUUUGGAUUUAUGUUGAAUGAGAGCUCAGAGCAGUAAUGCAAUUGCUCUGCAAAUAAAUUAAUUUACAUCAGAGAUGUAAGGGCUACAAACUGCCUUGUUGCUAAGAUGCAGUCUGGGGGUCCCUGUAAUAAUGUGAAUAGUAAAAUUAAUUUAACGAGUUUGGUUAUUCUGUUGGUUUUAACAGGUCAUUCUAAUUUUGAAAUGAUAAAUUAAAAUAAAAACAAAUAAAACAAAAUC
Molecule: messenger RNA, 3104 nt
Organism: Lates calcarifer (barramundi perch)
Lineage: Eukaryota; Metazoa; Chordata; Actinopteri; Centropomidae
Gene: hs3st3l
Product: heparan sulfate (glucosamine) 3-O-sulfotransferase 3-like
Exons: 3
Coding region: 605-1702 (365 amino acids)
Molecular function (GO): [heparan sulfate]-glucosamine 3-sulfotransferase activity
Source: RefSeq, a predicted model, not a curated record